CGUCGCCGCGCUGCGCCCCCGGGGGGCGCGCGGCGGUGGCCCGCGGCGGGGCGCGCUGCGGCGGCCCGCGCCUGCGGGAUGCCCGCGGCGCCCAGGCAGAAGGGUGCUCUUCGCAGGCCCCAGGAGGACCGCUCCCUGAAGGCGACUGUGAUCGGCCGCGUCUACAGCGGCGGCAAGGGACGUGGGCGUCGUGCUCCGAGGGGGACGGCAUGCUCUCUUGGCACCCUGCGGGCGCAGCGCCGCAGCCGGCACCGUCCGUGUGGUUCCUGCCGAGCUCUCUCCCAAAGCAGGCACCUCUUGUGGGGCGGUCUGGCAGGGGCGCCGCCGGCGUGCUCCUGGGCGUGGCGCGGGGCCGGUCGGCGAGGGCUGCAGGGCCUUCUCACGCCGAGCCUGCACUCGUACUUCUGGUGGUCAACCCUCUUCUACCUGGCCUCCUUCAUAGCCAUCACGCUUGAGAUGCCGAAGAUCCACGAGUUCCACUGCAACGUGUCCCCGCUGGAGUCGGACGGAGGCAAGGGGUGCCUGGAAUGUCACGACGUGCUCAUCUUCUGCGACCUGGAGGAUGCGUGCUACCGCAGCGCUCUCAACGCUACAUACCAGGGGUUUUCCAAGAAUCCCGAGGAUCCGCACUACUCGGACUUGCAGCUGGCUGCGGUGGACGUGGAGUUCCUGAAAGCGAUGGCCACCUUCAACAUGGCAACCCAGACGCCGGUGAAGACUGUCCAGACGCUGCUAGCCAUGGAGCUCGAGGUGGCAGAAGAGUCCAUCAUGUGGCACUGCAUGGUGCUCAAGAUGGCGUUGGGGCAGUAUGAAUUUCCGGAAACUACUCCCGACGUGUGGGGCGUGGGCGAGAAUUGCCCCGG
Molecule: messenger RNA, 863 nt
Organism: Prorocentrum cordatum
Lineage: Eukaryota; Dinophyceae; Prorocentrales; Prorocentraceae
Source: the annotation of a GenBank genome assembly